AUGUAAAUUUUGUUAUUUUUUAAACCGGAAAUCACGUGACUUAGCGGUGUUCGGUAAAACGAGUUCAGGGCGGAGCCAAUUAGAGAUCGGUGGUCGCAGGGCAGAAGGAGCGGCGAAGAACAAAGGCCAACAAAAUUUUCAGUGUCCUCCAUAAAUCAGUGCUGGAGAUGGCCAACACCAUCAGGUUUGGAACAUCAAGCGCUCCAUGCAAGACUGCUGCUGCUGAGCGGGCAACGGUUGCAGAGGAAAUUAAUGAAAAGGGAAACAGUGACCCGGAAAAAAUUCUGCAGUGCCCCUUUGACAAGAACCACCAGAUCAGGUCCUGCCGCUUCCCUUACCAUCUCAUAAAAUGCAGGAAGAAUCAUCCAAAACUGGCCAGCGAGCUUAAAACCUGCCCUUUUAAUGCUCGCCACCUGGUCCCCAAGCAGGAGCUGACCUACCACACUGAAACCUGUGAGGACAGAAUAUCUGUGGACACUGAAAAUGGUGGAACCACAAAUGGACACUGUAAAUGGCAGGUUCCAGUCAGCACUUGGGUCAACCAGAACAUGACUGAAGAUUGGGAUGAAGAAGCUGAUGAGGCUGCUACUCCAUUUGUGUGGGGUGUAAGCACAGUUCUAAAUGAAAAACAGGAGACAAGAUCCACCAACAACCUUGGGCCAAGUUUUAGAGCUCCCAAUACUCUCCCAUGGUCUGGGAUUUAAGUCAUUUACUUUUUAUAUUGUAUCGAGGUUGCUGCAAUUUUGUUUUUAGUCACCUGAAACUGUUAAGGCAUUUCCUUGCACGUCCUGUUGCAUAAACGAAUGGCACUGGUUUAAAUUUCUGUGCUUGUUUUAUUAAAGGUGUUUUUAUUUCAAA
This is a messenger RNA of Centropristis striata (black sea bass), 858 nucleotides long. RefSeq lists its product as uncharacterized. Lineage: Eukaryota; Metazoa; Chordata; Actinopteri; Perciformes; Serranidae. Bases 168 to 704 code for a protein of 178 amino acids. The record is from RefSeq and is a predicted model, not a curated record. The transcript is spliced from 7 exons.